Molecule: messenger RNA, 1590 nt
Organism: Beauveria bassiana ARSEF 2860
Lineage: Eukaryota; Fungi; Ascomycota; Sordariomycetes; Hypocreales; Cordycipitaceae
Product: MFS monosaccharide transporter, putative
Exons: 5
Coding region: 1-1590 (529 amino acids)
Biological process (GO): transmembrane transport; carbohydrate transport
Cellular component (GO): membrane
Molecular function (GO): carbohydrate:proton symporter activity
Source: RefSeq, a predicted model, not a curated record
AUGGCCAAACUUGAGAUUUGGCGCCAUGCGCCCGGAAAGGCCGUCCUCCUCUUCACCGACAUCAUCUCGGCGACAGCCUUGAUCUUUGAAGGCUAUAAUCAAGGUGUCAUGGGCACCGUCAGCUCCACCCCCGGCUUCAUUGCCAUGGCCAAAAUCGGUUCUAAUGGUGUUGUGAUAAACUCGGUCAAGCAGGGCGGUCUCAUAGCAGCAUAUUACUUUGGAGCAAUGUGGGGUUGCUUCAUCGGUGGAUGGGUUGGAGACAAGAUUGGUCGCAAGCGCGGCAUGGUCAUUGGCAUACUGCUCGGAAUACUCGGUGCAGGCCUCAUGUCUGGCAGUAUCAACUCCAGCAUGUUCCUCUGCGCACGCAUAGUAACCGGUUUGGGCAUCGGCUUCGUCAAUGUCAUUGUCUUGCCGUGGGUCAGCGAAAUCUCCGAAUCGCACGACCGCGGCGCCAAGUUCUCGCUCGUCUUCAUUGCCAACUUUCUUGGUAUUGUCAUCGCAUACUGGUUAAACUUUGGUGUUCGAAAUACAAGCUUCGAGUUUCGCUGGCGAUUUCCCCUGGCUUUCAUGGCGAUCCCGCUCCUCAUCGUCGCCGCUGCCCUCCCAUUCUUGCCAGAAUCGCCAAGGCAAGGACGACGACGGGAAUCCAUCGAGAUACUCUGCAAGAUCAGAGGCGACCUGUCUCCCGAUGAUCCCAAGAUCGUGACAGAGCUUGCCGAGUUGGACGCCACUUUCGCAACCAAGAAUCAGAAACGUGGUGAUUUUAUCAAUAUUCUUCUAGCAGGCCGGUACUCUGGCAGGCUACACCUUGGUCGGCGAGCAGUCAUGGGUUGUGCUCUUCAGUGGAUUCAGCAAUGGACUGGGAUCCUUGCGAUUGUAGGAUGGGCGGGCGAACUGUUUAGCCUCGCUGGGUUUGACGCUUACAAGUCACUGUGGCUAGCUGGACUUGUCAACACGUUUGGUAUCCCUGGCACUGCAGCUGCAGCCCUCGUCAUUGAUCGCAUGGGACGAGUCAAGUCCCUACUGGUAUCUUUCAUCACACAGGGUGUCGCGCUGUUUCUGGUGGCCGCAUUUGUCAAGACCUCACAGGACGCUGCGACCACGAAUCCGGUCAAGUCAGUACAGCUUGGUACGACUGCAGCAUCGUUUGUAUUUGUCUACCUUUGGUUCUUCACCAUGUUCAACAUUGUACCAUGCUGGAUCUAUGGUACUGAGAUUUGGCCCCAAGAGAUUCGAGCCAAGGGAUACAGUUUUACCAUUUUUGGCUGGGCCGCUGGAUGUGGCAUGACGCAGUUUGUGAUACCAAUCAUGCUCCAGAAACUCGGUUACAAAACAUACAUCUUCUUUGGCGUGAUGAAUAUUGCGGCAAUGCCAGUCGUCUGGUACUUGUAUCCCGAGGUGGCGAAACGAUCUCUCGAGGAAAUGAACCUUCUCUUUACAAGCGACAGCCUCCUUGUGAGCGAGAACAUGAAAGCAUAUCAUCAGCGUAUUGCGGACGCGGGGGGUGAUGUUGCAUUAGCCUCCAGGCGUUUGCUAGAUGAAGUUCAAGGCAGCGAAGAAGGAGAUCAAAAAGAUGAUAAAGCUCUUUAA